UGUUUUUUGAGGGUCUGAGCUGGGCAGCAUGGCGGACGCGUUUGGGGGCGAUUUGUUCAGCGUGUUUGAGGAGGAACAGACGAGUUCCAGCAAAAAACCCGCGCUAAGCACCGCAGCUCCCGCGGGGAAAGCAGCUCGCGCUCAUGGAAAAGAAAAGGCAGAUUCUCCGUCGGUGUCUCGGGCAAAGCGAGAGGCGGAUAAUGAUGGUGGGGAGGAGAUCGUGUUCACUAAAAAAUCCAAGCUGGAGACAGUCUCAGCAGAGGAGAUCAAUCUUGCAGACCUGAUGCCCAAAGUAAAGGUGGAGCAGGUGGAGACGGUGGAGGGCUGCACACAUGAGGUGGCGCUGCCUGCAGACCAGGAGUAUAAACCGCUCUCACAGCGAGUAGGAAAAGCUGCGAAGGAGUAUCCCUUUAUCCUGGAUCCGUUCCAGAGGGAGGCUCUUCUCUGUAUUGAUAAUAAUCAGUCAGUGCUGGUGUCGGCUCACACCUCCGCCGGGAAAACCGUCUGCGCAGAGUAUGCUAUAGCUCUGGCUCUGAGGGAGAAGCAGAGGGUGAUCUUCACCAGUCCGAUUAAAGCUCUGAGUAAUCAGAAGUACAGGGAGAUGUAUGAGGAGUUUCAGGACGUCGGGCUGAUGACCGGAGACGUCACCAUCAACCCCACCGCCUCCUGCCUCGUCAUGACCACCGAGAUUUUGAGGAGUAUGCUGUAUCGGGGGUCGGAGGUGAUGAGGGAGGUGGCCUGGGUUAUCUUUGACGAGAUUCACUACAUGAGGGAUUCCGAGCGCGGUGUGGUUUGGGAGGAGACUAUUAUCCUGCUCCCUGAUAACGUUCAUUAUGUCUUCCUGUCGGCCACCAUCCCCAACGCUCGCCAGUUCGCAGAGUGGAUCUGUCACCUGCACAAACAGCCCUGCCAUGUGGUUUACACAGACUACCGGCCCACUCCCCUGCAGCACUACAUUUUCCCAGCAGGGGGCGACGGACUGCACCUGGUGGUGGAUGAGAAUGGUGAAUUCAGGGAGGAUAACUUUAACACAGCGAUGCAGGUUCUGCGGGACGCUGGAGAUCAGGGGGGCAGCAGUGGAGGGAAAUGGGACGCUAAAGGAAGGAGAGGCGGCACUAAAGGUCCGUCCAACGUGUUUAAGAUAGUGAAGAUGAUCAUGGAGAGGAACUUCCAGCCUGUGAUUAUCUUCAGCUUCAGUAAGAAGGAGUGUGAGGCGUACGCUCUGCAGGUCUCCAAACUGGACUUUAAUACAGAUGAUGAGAAGAAGCUGGUGGAGGAAGUGUUCAGUAAUGCCAUCGACUGUCUCUCAGAUGAUGACAAAAAACUUCCACAGGUGGAGCACGUUCUUCCUCUGCUGAAGAGAGGGAUUGGGAUCCAUCAUGGUGGACUGCUGCCCAUCCUGAAGGAAACCAUCGAGAUCCUUUUCUCUGAAGGUCUUCUUAAGGCUUUGUUUGCGACGGAGACGUUUGCUAUGGGGAUCAACAUGCCUGCACGUACCGUACUGUUCACCAGCGCUCGCAAGUUCGACGGCAAGGAUUUUCGCUGGAUCAGCUCAGGAGAGUAUAUUCAGAUGUCUGGUCGUGCCGGGAGGAGAGGAAUGGACGAGAGAGGAAUCGUUAUCUUCAUGGUGGAUGAGAAGAUGAGUCCAGCUGUGGGGAAACAACUGCUGAAGGGUUCUGCUGACCCGCUGAACAGUGCCUUCCACCUGACCUAUAACAUGGUUCUGAACCUGCUGCGAGUGGAGGAGAUAAACCCGGAGUACAUGCUGGAGAAAUCCUUCUACCAGUUCCAGCACUACAGAGCCGUGCCCGGCGUUCUGGAGAAGAUGAAAAAGUUGGAGGAGAUGUAUAACGGUAUAGAGAUCCCGAACGAGGAGAGCGUGGUUACCUACUAUAAGAUCCGGCAGCAGCUGGCUAAGCUGGGUAAAGAGAUCGAGGAGUUCAUCCAGAAACCCAAAUACUGCCUCCCCUUCCUGCAGCCCGGACGCCUGGUCAAGGUGAAGAAGGAGGAUAUGGAGUUCGGCUGGGGAGUCAUUGUCAAUUUCUCCAGAAAAUCAAACGUCAAGGCUAAUACAGGUGAGCUGGACCCGCUGUACGUGGUGGAGGUUCUGGUUCACUGCAGUAAAGACAGUGUGAAAAACGCCGCCACAGAGGCAGCUAAACCCGCCGCAGCCGGAGAGAAAGGAGAGAUGCAGGUGAUUCCUGUAAUGCUGAACCUGUUGACCUCAAUCAGUUCAGUUCGUCUGUACAUCCCUAAAGACCUGCGGCCUUACGACAACCGACAGAGCAUGCUCAAAUCCAUACAGGAGGUGCAGAAGCGGUUCCCAGAUGGGCUCCCCCUGCUGGACCCUAUAGAUGAUAUGGGGAUUAAGGACCCGGCGCUGAAGAAGGUCAUCCAGAAGAUCGAGGCGUUUGAGCACAGGAUGUACACACACCCCCUGCACAGCGACCCCAACCUGGAGACCCUGUACACACUCUGCGAGAAGAAAGCUCUGGUUGCAGGGGAUAUAAAGUCGGUGAAGCGGGAGCUGAAGAAAGCUCGGACCGUGCUGCAGAUGGACGAGCUGAAGUGCAGGAAGCGAGUUCUGCGCCGUCUCGGAUUCGCCACUUCCUCUGAUGUCAUUGAGAUGAAGGGACGAGUGGCCUGUGAGAUCAGCAGUGCUGACGAGCUGAUCCUGACGGAGAUGGUGUUUAACGGGCUGUUUAAUGAUUUGACUGCGGAACAGGCCACGGCUCUGCUCAGCUGCUUCGUCUUCCAGGAGAACGCUAAUGAGAUGCCGAAGCUAACAGAGCAGUUAGCGGCACCACUGCGGCAGAUGCAGGAGUGUGCGAGGCGCAUUGCUAAAGUAUCGGCCGAGGCGAAGCUGACCGUGGAUGAAGAGACGUACCUGAACCAGUUCCGCCCUCACCUGAUGGAUGUGGUUUACACCUGGGCUAACGGAGCGUCCUUCUCCCAGAUCUGCAAAAUGACCGACGUGUUUGAAGGCAGUAUAAUCCGCUGUAUGCGGCGGCUGGAGGAGCUGCUGAGACAGAUGUGUCAGGCAGCCAAGGCCAUCGGGAACACCGAGCUGGAGAAUAAAUUUGCUCUAGGAAUCACAAAGAUCAAGAGGGACAUCGUGUUCGCUGCCAGUCUGUACCUGUAAAGGCAGAGUCCACACACCUGCCCCCCCAACCACACCACACACCUGUCCCCUUCCCCAACCACACCACCUGUUGUCCCCCACCCUAUCUGUCUCACCAAAAAUGUUUGCUUAUUUCAUAAAGAGGGACAUUAUUUUCACUGCUAUUCUACCUGUAAAGGCAGUCACACCUGUGUCCCCACACCUAUCUGUCCCCUCGAAAUUGACACUGUGUUUGCUGCCAUUCUACCUGUAAAGGUGGAGUCCCCACACCUCUCACACCUACCUGUCCCCUCAAAUUGUCACUGCUUGUCAACCUGUAAAGUUGAAGUCCCCACACCCCGGGUCCCCACAAACUCGUGUGUUUUUCAUCGUGCAUCAGAAGAGUUGAGCUGAAAGUGACGGAUGUUUUAUUUGUGUUCAGGUUAACAGGCAUAAUGGGUUCCUUUUUUUUU
Astyanax mexicanus (Mexican tetra) is the source of this 3573-nucleotide messenger RNA. It is a transcript of the gene mtrex, whose product is annotated as Mtr4 exosome RNA helicase. Bases 29 to 3142 code for a protein of 1037 amino acids. The transcript is spliced from 27 exons. Gene Ontology annotation, molecular function: RNA helicase activity; RNA binding; ATP binding. Gene Ontology annotation, biological process: maturation of 5.8S rRNA; RNA catabolic process. The record is from RefSeq and is a predicted model, not a curated record. Gene Ontology annotation, cellular component: nucleus. NCBI's taxonomy places the organism in Eukaryota, Metazoa, Chordata, Actinopteri, Characiformes, Acestrorhamphidae.